Molecule: messenger RNA, 5540 nt
Organism: Perca fluviatilis (European perch)
Lineage: Eukaryota; Metazoa; Chordata; Actinopteri; Perciformes; Percidae
Gene: pax5
Product: paired box 5
Exons: 11
Coding region: 381-1631 (416 amino acids)
Biological process (GO): regulation of transcription by RNA polymerase II; anatomical structure development
Molecular function (GO): RNA polymerase II cis-regulatory region sequence-specific DNA binding; DNA-binding transcription factor activity, RNA polymerase II-specific
Source: RefSeq, a predicted model, not a curated record
GUUUGUGUGUGUGCAAGCUUGUGCCGGAAAAGGACAGGACAUGGGCGCACAUUGAGAGAGCGGCUCUUUUACUCGGCGUGAUCAUUUCACGCUUCCCCCGAAGCCUUUUUUCCACCUAAAGCGUUUAGUUGCAGCUGACUGAGCACUUGCAGGGAAUGCAAUAGGGAGCGGAAGGGUCGAAUUAUUUCAACCUACAACUCGCCCCAAAAGUACUGUAGGGGAAAAAAAGAGAGGGAGUGAAGAAAACAGUGCCAGAGAGCGAGGGAGAGGGGGGUAAGAGAGAGGGAGAGAGAAAGGGAGAGGGGGACACUGGAAAAAAGUUUUUGUUCUUUUCCUUUUUUUCCUCCUUUCAUCGCCUCCCCCUGUUCUAACCGUGCAACAUGGACCAGGGUCCCAAGAGUCCUGCACUGCGGCUGGGGAGAGCAGGACAUGGCGGAGUGAACCAGCUCGGAGGUGUGUUUGUAAAUGGCAGGCCCCUCCCAGAUGUAGUUCGACAGCGAAUAGUGGAACUCGCCCACCAAGGGGUUCGACCAUGCGACAUCUCACGCCAGCUACGAGUCAGCCAUGGAUGUGUCAGCAAAAUACUGGGCAGGUACUAUGAAACGGGCAGUAUUCGUCCCGGGGUGAUUGGGGGAUCCAAACCAAAGGUUGCUACUCCCAAAGUGGUCGACAAGAUCGCCGAUUACAAACGCCAAAACCCCACCAUGUUUGCCUGGGAGAUCCGGGAUAGGCUCCUGGCCGAGAGAGUGUGUGACAACGACAGCGUCCCCAGUGUCAGCUCCAUCAACAGGAUCAUUCGGACAAAGGUUCAGCAGCCGCCCGGCCAAACAGGCUCAGUGUCGGCUCACAACUUAGCAACGUCCGUGGCGGCAACACAAGUGUCAGCAGUGACCAGCGACUCAGCCGGCUCCUCGUACUCCAUCAGUGGCAUUCUGGGUAUCAGCUCAGCUGCCGACGUGGGCAAGAGGAAGAGAGACGAAGGUCUGCAGGAGUCACCGCUGGCCAACGGGCACGGCCACAGUGGGCGGGACUUCCUCAGGAAGCAGAUGAGAGGGGAGCUGUUCUCGCCGCAGCAAAUCGAGGUAUUGGACCGCCUGUUUGACAGACCCUGUCCAAUCCAGUCCAGCUCCGACCUCUAUACGUCAGAUUAUUCAGCCAUGGCCUCACUAGCUGGUGGACUGGACGAGAUGAAGAACAGUUUGGCCAAUCCUGGAACAGGAGCAGAGUUAGGAGCCAGCAUGUCAGGUCCACAGUCCUAUUCACUCGUUCCAGGUCGCGACCUAGCCAGCACCACUCUGCCAGGCUACCCUCCUCAUGUUCCUCCCACUGGACAGGGCAGCUACUCCACCCCCUCCCUCACUGGCAUGGUACCUGGGGGAGAUUUUUCCGGAAGUCCAUAUUCCCAUCCCCAGUAUUCCACAUACAACGAAUCGUGGAGAUUUCCUAACCCCAGCUUAUUAGUGUUUCAGCAGGAUUAUGGGUCUCUCCUGGGGACGGAAAUCGGCUGCUCCUCCAGUCUCUUCACCAGCCAGGCAGGACAGAUGCAAGGUUCACCGUAUUACUACAGUGCCACAUCACGGGGGGCGGGCCCUGCUGGCACUGCAACAGCCUCUGCUUACGACCGCCACUGACCCCUCCUACUGAGAGAAGAGGAGGAAGAAGAGAAGGAAACGGGGGAGGGAUAGCACCAGCACUGCACAGUACGAACCUGCCUACACACGGACAACAAUGAGGAUGAAGAUUUCAAGUUUUUGACGUCAGUGAAGUUUAAAUUUUCUUUGAUUGACACUUAAGUCAACAAACGCACUGCUGGGCUGCAACACAGACAAACUGUGUGGGUAUUACAUUACUGUGAGGACACAGGCAUGGCAGUGUCAAUAACUGAUAGAUAUACUGUAGGACUGGUCAGAAGCAAGUGAAUUUGGACCCUACCACAAUAAAUCAAGGCCUGGCUUCUUGUUUUCAACCAAUUGUCUACAAAUCCAAGAAGUCAGUGGACUGAGUGUGCAGCAGUGAUUGAAACUAUAUUGUGAUCUUCUGGGUAAGAUGUUGUGUUUUCAGGUUGGGAAAAUAUUUUAGGAAAUUAUUUGAGUUGAUUAAAGCAAAAUCACUUUUUCAAACAGUCUUUAUAGGCCCUGAAAUCAAUCAAACACUUUUCUAUGCUAUGCUAUGGUGAAGUAAAGACAAUCCAAUUAUCAUAACUUUGAAUGACCAAAAUCCCCCAUAUCAUUAUCAUUCUAGGCUCCUUAGAUUCAACACAUUUUCCCUGGGAUCACAAUGGUAGAUAAAUGGGAUACCAUAACUUUUAAUGGUAGUGUUCAGUUUCACAUAUCACUAAGCCCCGCCCCCAUUAGCUACUGUUGCUAUGCCUGUCAAGCUUUCUACGUAUUCUCGCACGGCACAUAUGCAGCCUACAAUGAUAUCAGUGGCAGAUUUACCUUCAAAACUGUAGGGGCUUUUGAAACAGUGGAUCCUUUCAGACAGAAGUAGACAAAAACAGCAUUAGCCAAUUUGGCCUAUAGUUUAAUCUAUCAUUACACCUUUGCUCUUCUGUUUUUGGUUUGGAAAAAGGCUAGAAGAUUCCACCCUCCAAUCUCUUUAAAUGUAGAAUAUAUCUCUUACAACAGCCCCAUGCACACUGCUUCAACAUGUGGAGAAAUCCUGAGCUUGACAGGCCAGCCGUGCCUAGUUAUGGUUGCUAAGCUACAAAUGGAUAAUCGCUGUCUGGGGGUGAGGUUUAGCAAAUGCUCAAUUUCCAGUGGUUGUUGCCAGUUCCCAAAGUGUAUCAUAGAACAUCUAACAUCCACACUUGCAUUUAAAGUGGUUUGAAUGCCACUGACUGACUGACAGACAGACCUUUCAGUAAAAGCACAGCCUAAAACCUGAGCCCUCUACUAUAAAAUUAACAGUGUACAUGUUCACAUCAGACCAAAAUCAAAUCCACCAGGGAGGGUUAUUGUACAGGAAGGUGCUAUCUUACCUCCACAGCCAAGAUUUAGUCCUGAUCAAGAGCUAUUUAUAAUGGGAGGAGACAGAGUAAUAUAUUAAGAAGCUUUUCUGCGCUGCACUCUGUAAUGAGAGUGAAUGCCUGUAAUGAUUUAUAAUAUGUGUCACGCUGUUGUGCUAGAAUAGUGAUGAUGAUGAUGAUGAUGAUGAUGAUGAUGACGAUGCGAUAUGAAAUCUUAAAAAUUUUCAAUAUGAAAAGAAGUCUUUGUUUAUAAAUAUGAUCCGAUUGUGAUUUUCCUGUUUAUAGUUUGUUGCCUGGUAUCAGUUGACACAGGUGCCAUUGAAUAACACGCCAUUUUUAUCUGCUUCCUGAAUACUGAUAAGAAGAACAGGGAAGCAGUGGCACCCUCUCUCUCUCUCUCUCUCUCUCUCUCUCUCUCUCUCUCUCUGUUUCUCUCUUUAAACUCCCCAAAGAUGGGCCCCCCCUAGUGGAUCGGCUGACUAACUACAAAAGCACAAAGAGACUCAAUCAUCAUUUAAAGGCGCAAAUUUUACUUUUUUGACUUACUUUUAGAACCAUUACAUACUUCUUCCCUUUGCUUUUUCUUCUCCCCCUUUUGAGUGCUUGUCCUUGUGCUGUUUGAUAUCCUGAAAUUGUUUCUAUAAAAAGAAAUGCUUUCGUGAAAAAACAAGUGAAACUGUUUUAUUUUUGUUUGUCUCCUACAUUAGUUCUGCGCUGUGACAAUGUAUGACACCAGGGUCGAGGCCUUACCCAUCAUGUACAGACAGAGUAGGACAGAUUCGCCCUUCAGCGCUGAUCUGAAAUCAGUGUGUUAUCCCUCGCAAAUGUUUGAGGGCCCAGUGUUGACCUUGUGAUAGGGCAAUAUCUUCCUUAACCUGUACGUAGCUUCUCAAUUCUGUCCAUACAAGACUUGUACAGUAAUCAGUGAACAAGAAGAGAAGUCACAAUGUCAAUAGCAAUUUCAAUUAUUCACAUUUAAAUUUAGAUUUUAGUGAUGACGUUUUUUUAUGAUAAAAAAGACUAAGAGGUGUGUGGUGGUGUUGUUUUAGCCAUCGUCUGCAAGUGUUUACAUAUCUUUUGUUUGUCUGGGGUGUGUGUGGCUGACCGUAGCGCUUCAUUGCUACUGUGUAGUUUUUCUAGCGAACAGAUUGAAGGCACCCAAUCUGCAGCGUGAGACAUAAAAUAUAGCUAUAUAAACAUAUAACUAUAAACACUGAACAAAGCUGUUAGUUUCUCAAUCUUUGUUGUUUCUGGGUUUUAAAAUAGCGAUAGAGUGGAUCCUUUUACAUUUGUAGAACUUAAAAGUUGUGUGUGCACAACUCUAAAGCAGAUUGUUAUGACGGCUCGCCUGCUGUGCUGCCAGCGUGCACUGUAGCAGGAGCCUUUCCUUAUUUCUGUCUUUCUCUCUUGAUCUUACUGAGGCAUUAUUGAACCUGAACCACACCAGCUGAAAACAAGGACAGUGCCUUUAGUUUUAUAUGUCAACUCCCCCCUGACUGACCACGCAUCACUAAAACAAGAUUCAGCGUCCCUCCCUGCAACUUCUUCAACAAAACUCUGCCUAUCUGCCCAUGCGAACACAGGUUUGUAGAUUAUGUAAAGCCUUCCACAAAUAAGUAGCAAACAGUAAUUUCAGUGAAAACUCCGGUUGAUAAUUUACAUACUGUACCAAUGGCAACAUUGCAGCUCUAAUAACAGGACCAAGCCCUGAUCCAGCACCCUAUACUUACUCAUCAUGGACAUUUCAGUCACAGAUUCACUCAUAACAUUUGUAACAGGGAUAGUGUGAAAAUUCUAACUCAUCUGAUGGAAAAUACUCUGAGCAGUUAACAAAUGACAUCAUGAAAGUAACACAAAUCUAAAUAUAUUCCAAAAAAGGUCUGUUUCAUUAAAGUCAGUAUAAGCAAAUAUAAAAUCAAAGUUGGCACAGGAAUCUGUCCCUGCUCAUCAACUGGAUUGAUUCUAAGCAGUGAAACACUCAUUGCUGCCUCGGUAAAAAAGAGAUUAUGUUUGAAUUGCGAGUAUUCCUGCAAUAUGGCUUCCAGCCACCAGAGGCAGCACUCAGUUACCCAGUCGAUGAGCUGUAUUGACUUUAAUAGAAGAGUCCUUUCUCUGAUGGAAUAAAUAAAUGUUUUUAGCCAUGCAAGUAUUUCAUGGAUUGCCAUGAAAUUAAGUACAACCGUGAACAAACUUUGGUUAUCCCUGACUUUUCCUCUAGCGCCACCAGCAGGUCUAUUUUUUUUUUUUACUUCCAGUUAAUAAAUAUAUCAACAGCUACUACAUGUAUUGGCACACACAUUCAUGAUUCCAUUGACUUUUACUCUAGUGCUACCAUGAAGGUUGCAUGUGGUUUUAAGUGACUGACUCUUUAUCUUACGCCAUCAUCAGGUCAAAAUUUAAAUUUGUUGAAUAAACUACAACUAAACUAAUAGGCUACUUAACCUAUGCUAAACAUAAUGGUAAACACUAUACCCGUUAGAAUUUUCUGUUUUAAAGGUCCCAUGACAUGGUGCUCUUUGGAUGCUUUUAUAUAGACCUUAGUGGUCAACUAAUACUGUAUCUGAAGUCUCUU